Molecule: messenger RNA, 591 nt
Organism: Rotaria sordida
Lineage: Eukaryota; Metazoa; Rotifera; Eurotatoria; Philodinida; Philodinidae
Source: the annotation of a GenBank genome assembly
AUGAUAUCAUCAAAUGGUCAUACAUGUGAUGGUGGAAAUCGUACAUUACGUUGGUCACAAUUUUGUGAUGGAAUUAUUGAUUGUCAUGAUCGUUUUGAUGAAGAAGGACAUUUUUGUAAACUUUGUAUCAAUAAUCUUUAUUCAUGUCCACCUGAAGAUGACAUACGAUGUGAUUUAGCUUGUAAUAUGCUUCAUUAUGUACCUUGUCAAACAAUACAAGAUCGUCGUGCAUGUAAUAAUAUCCGACAAAAUUACGACAAUUAUUCACCGUAUCAAUUGCUCAAGAAUUUAAAUUUCUAUAUUGCUGUUGCAAUAGCUACGAUUGUUAUCCUUCUUGUUAUUACCGGUAUUUUCAUAUUAAUCAAAUAUUUUAUUCGUAUACAUCAACGACGAAUAAUUAGAUCUCCAGCUAAAACAUUAGAUAUUCCUAGUGCUCCACCUCUACCACCAUCAUAUUUAUCUAUUCUACAUCAUAGAACUGAAACAGAUACAUUAUCUAGUCAUAUCUACGAAGAAUGUUAUGCACCACCUCCAUAUGAAAAUGCUCAUAAAUAUCCAAUGACAAGAACAUAUUAUGAGCAUGCAUUAUGA